CAGCUCUUGGGUGAGGACUCCUCCUCCUGAAUUAUCCAAACUGGGUUGGCUUCUGUCUCCAACAAAUUGGACAGAGCUCCAGCAAGCAGCAGUCCCACAUCCAAGCAAGAGCAACAGGAACUUUCUAGCAAACGGAGAUCUCUGCUUUAACCUGCCCCCAUCCCUCUCAUUUCCCUAUAUUGUUUGGCUUUUCUUUGUCUUUUAACCUCUCCCCCCCCCAUCCUCUCCCCUUUUUUUUGCGUGAACCAUUUUUUCGUUAUUGUUGUCUCUGUUUGCUCAAGCCUCAACUUCGUGUCUGCGUUCUCUUUCUUUCUCUCCCCCCUCCCCGUUUCCCCUUCUUCCCCUCCCCUUUGCAUCCGUCCCGUUCCUUGCCUGCCUUUCUUCAGGAAGGAGCCCAGUCUUUUGCACCGGCCAGGCGGGGGAAAGACCCCCAAGAUCAUUCCCGCCAGUCGCCGCUCGGCAGCCUCCCACCAGUUUUCAGCUGCUACCUGCCUUCUCUCCGGAGCCACGAAGCUUCUCCUGCGGGCUCGUCCCAUCGCCCGGCGAUUCGGAUGCUCUAAACCAAGACUCUGGGGCCUGUAUAUGGAAAUAGUGGGGUGCCGAGCCGAAGGAAACGCGUGUCCCUUCCGUUCCCCAGCCAUGCUUUUCCACGGCAUCUCCGGAGGCCACAUCCAGGGGAUCAUGGAGGAGAUGGAGAGGCGGACCAAGACCGAAUCCCGCCUGGCUAAAGCGGGACAGAUGAAUGGCCGGGAAGCGAACAUGCCUCCGCUGAGCCCCGAGAAGCCUGCCCUGUGCGCAGGAUGCGGGGGCAAAAUCUCCGAUCGCUACUACUUGUUGGCUGUGGACAAGCAAUGGCACCUCCGCUGCCUGAAGUGCUGUGAAUGUAAACUGGCUUUGGAGUCAGAACUCACCUGCUUUGCCAAGGACGGCAGCAUUUACUGCAAGGAGGAUUAUUACAGGUUCUCCGUGCAGCGCUGUGCCCGCUGCCACCUGGGCAUCUCUGCUUCGGAGAUGGUGAUGCGGGCCCGGGACUCGGUCUAUCACCUCAGCUGCUUCACCUGCACCACGUGCAACAAGACGUUGACAACAGGCGACCAUUUUGGCAUGAAGGACAACGUGGUCUAUUGCCGGGCACAUUUUGAGAGCCUGCUCCAGGGCACCGACCCAGCCUCCUACCCACCGGCAUCACUCAGCUACACCGAGCUGGCAGCCAAGGGUGGCGGCCUGGCCCUGCCUUACUUCAAUGGCACCGGUACAGUCCAGAAAGGGCGGCCUAGGAAAAGGAAGAGCCCAGCUCUGGGUGUUGAUCUGGUCAGCUACAGUUCAGGUUGUAAUGAAAAUGAGGCAGACCAUCUGGACAGAGACCAGCAGCCUUAUCCCCCAUCUCAGAAGACUAAGCGCAUGCGCACUUCUUUUAAACAUCACCAGCUCCGUACCAUGAAGUCCUACUUUGCCAUUAAUCACAAUCCAGAUGCUAAGGACCUCAAGCAGUUAGCCCAGAAGACUGGGCUAACUAAGAGAGUUCUGCAGGUUUGGUUCCAAAACGCAAGAGCCAAAUUCAGAAGGAAUCUUUUGCGACAGGAGAAUGGGGGUGUUGAUAAAGCUGAUGGCACGUCACUUCCGGCACCGCCCUCAGCAGACAGCGGCGCUCUCACUCCACCCGGCACUGCGACCACUUUAACAGACCUGACCAAUCCCACUAUCACUGUAGUAUCAUCAGUGACCUCUAACAUGGACAGCCACGAUUCCGCGAGCCCCUCACAAACUACCUUAACAAACAUUUUCUAACAUUUGAUUUCAAAAUUCUUCUUAUUCGUUACUUCUGCUUCCUCCUCUUCUUUCUCCAUUAUAUGAUUAUAAUUACUAUUAACAUUAUUUGCAACAUUUUUAAAAAAAAUAAAACAACACCACAAUAUAUUUGGGAAAAACAACUUGGUGUGUAGCACCCACAACCACUUGGCAAAUGAGUUUGCAGUAAUAGAAUUCUAUUAUAAUGCAACAUGAACUUGUCUAUAAAUUGUUGUUGGAUUUUCUUUUAAUCAUUGCCUAAUUAAAGGGAAGGUUUAAGUGCCUCUUAAAAUUGUAUGUUCCUUAUUUCCAGAAUUUACUGGGGGCAAAAUGGUUGAUAUAUUAAUCAGAAAACUGUAUUUCCAAAUAAAUAGAUCAGUGUUUGUUUUCUUCAAAUGAUUGGCAUCUGAAUCAUAAAAAAACAUAUAGUUGUAAGAAAAUCCCGCUGAGCAAGGCUGAUCAAGCUCUUUUGGUAUCUGAUGCGGAAAAUCUAAAAAUAUUUAACAUCAUAAAAUCUGCCACCUGAGGUAACCGAGUUCCUUUUCCAUAUCACAUUACUCUACCCUUGAGUUCAGUGGACUAUAUUUCUAAAUCAAGCUAGACUUAUAACUUUAAAAGAAGGUUUUGGCCAAUUGCCAAAUUUGGAACAGUAAGGAUGUUUGUUCUAAGUCAGGUGAUCUCUGUGACUUGCUUUCUUUAUUCUAUGGUGGUUCCCUGCAAUUUGGAAGCUAUCGUUAUGAUAUGUUUGCUAUGUACAAAACCUACUCAAUUUGCAUUCUACCGUGUCAUGAUGUGACUUAGGUUGGCAUGCCAAGCUAGUGGUAGUUGCUUUUGGCAUUAAAUUAUAUGACUGACCUGCCACUUACAAGGAACCAGCAUAGCCUGAAGAAAAAAGUUGUAAAGAACACAAAAUUCGAAUAAUAUACACAUUGGGAUAUAUAGAAGUAACCACUGAGCAGGAAGAGCCUAAAGAAUCAAACUAUCAUGCUCUGAGGUCAGUUCUUAUAAUGUUAUUUCACAUCAGUUAUAGAUGUGUGCUAAGACAGAUGUUUGCAUUCAUCCUGAGACAUGGCAUACUACAUGUCCUGUAGAGGAGUCUCGCUCAUAUACAGGUCACCUAAUUAAAUCACAUGUGGGUUGAGUAUUAACAUAAUUAUGUCAGAGAUAUUUGUGGUCUGCCUAGCCCAGCUGUCUGUGACUGUUUCCUCAGUUAAUUUUUAGAUACCAACAUGCUCUGACCAUAUUUAAUCAAUGUCAGUAUUUCAUACUGAAAGGCUGCCCAGGAAUGAUUUGCAUUUCAGAUUUUUAAUCCUCAGUUUGCAUUCAGAUACUUACAUUUUGUACUUUCUUUCAUUGUCUCCAGAAACAUGUGAAUUCUUCAUUUAUCAAUUGGCUUCUGUAUGAUGCUUUAUGCUAUAAUGUUUAGAAGCCUCUUCAGAUAUAUAAAAACUGAUAGCCUAAAUGUGAAAUUAUAUUUUCUUUCAGGGCCAUCAACAUCUUCUAAAACAAAAGGCAAUUUAUUUCUGAAAAUGUAUUAUAUACAGGUAGUCCUCAACUUAUGACCACAAUUGAGCCCCACAUUUCUGUUAAGUAAGACAUUUAUUAAGUGAGUUUUGACCCACUUUAUGACUUUUCAUGCCACAGUUGUUAUGUGAAUCACUGCAGUUGAUAAGUUAGUAACCUGGUGGUUAAGUGAAUCUGGCUUCCUCAUUGACUACUUGUCAGAGGUCGCAAAAUAUGAUCACAUGACCCUGGAACACUGCAAAAGUCAUAAAUAUGAACCUGCUGCCAAACAUCUGAAUUUUGAUCACAUGAUCAUGGAGAUGCUAUAAAGGUUGUAACUUUGAAAAAUGGUCAUAAGUCAUUUUUUUCAGUGCCAUUGUAACUUUGAACAAUCACUAAAUGAACUGUUGUAAGUCAAGGACUACCUGUAUAAGAGCUUGCAUGAGCCAGGAAUUAACAGGUUUCAUGUAUCAUGCUAAACAUUGUUUAGUGCAGGGCUGUCAAACUCAAGGCCUGCAGGCCAAAUCUGGCCUGCAGGGCCACCCUGGAAACAGUGAAGGACCGGCUCACGGUGCCUCUGCCAGCAAAAACAGGCUCCUGAGCUCUGUUUUCGGCUGUGACGGCCUCCUGCCAGUGAAAAUGGAGCUCAGGAGAGUGGUCCUCCUAAGUUCCAUUUUCACUGGCAGAGGUUGCAGGAAGUUGUUGUAGCUGAAAAUGGAGCUCAGAGCUUUUUUUCGCUGGCAGAGUGCUCGGGCCACCACAGGCGCUGACACAAGUGAUGUUGAGAUGGCCACGCCCACCACAGCCCCCCCGCCCCGAUGUCAAACACAGCCCUGAUGCGGCCCUCAAUGAAGUUGAGUUUGACACCCUUGGUUUAGUGAAUAAAUCGUAAUUUAUUGGGUUUAAGUUAGUUAAGUGACAACGUCUUCAUUUACAAACUAUCGCAGCAAACCUCACAUAUCACAUUAAGUCCAAAUUAAACAGUAUGGCUUAAUGUGGUAUAGGAACCCUAUCACUUAUUCCAUGUUUCAGCUAUAUUAUUUUUCACGAUUUGUAAUAUCUAUGUAUACAUACAUAUGACGAAUAACAUUUAGACUACAUUAACUUUUCAGCUAAUUUAGGCCAUUUAUGAAUGUCAAUCGUUAACUUUCUGUCCUACAGGCUAGUAAAUUGUGCUGGAAAAUAGAACAGCCUCAGACAGUAUGAAUGUUGGUUAUUUGUAUCUAACACAAACUUUUUUAUAAAGCACAUUGAUGCUAGAAACAUUUGCUUGGGGCUAAUCCCUAUUCAACUGAACAAACAAAUAUAGUUUCCAGCGUCAUCUGGUUUGCAGUGGGACUGACAGAAAAACACUAACAUAUCCAAGAUUAAAUUAGAUAGCAAUCCUGUUGAUUUAAAGGGAAUAAUUAAAUGUCUACUCAAUGUUGUCCCAUGGAAAUAAAAAGAAUUUCAAAGUACAUAAUUUUUGCUAGAUAUUAUCAGUAGUUCGAGGCUAAAAUUUUUGUCCUAUUAAAAUGGUAAUGCUUUCUGCUCUAUAUUAAUUAUAUCUAAACAAGAGGGUUUACUCUGAGCCGAGUGGCUUGGGGAUUGCAGCCGUUACAGUAUCUGUCUUGGAUAUUGUUUUUUCCCUUAAUAAGUGUAAAAUCCAGCAUGUGAAUAUUAAACACUUUUACAUUUCAAUAGGACAAGGUGGAGUACUAUAAGUCUAGAAAAAUAAACAUAAUCUUUACAAAAUUACUAACCUUUGUCUUUAAAACAUGAAUUUCUAUUAUUAAAGUAAACGUUCAGAUUUUCAAUCAUUUUCAGAAGAAGAUGGAAAUAGGCAAAAUAUAAUUUCUUAAAAUGUUUGAACAAUUACUUAAAUAUAUUUAUUCUUGGAUGUUUUGAACAUACUUGCAUUUUUUCUAACAUGGGUAAAUGCUGGCCAUUUUAAUGUAUUAACUUCAAAAGACAAGUUCAGCAAAUAUGUGAAUAAUACUGUGCUUCUGUCAUAUUGUAAGUCUGCCUGUUUUAACUCACUGGGAGCUUAUUUCCAAGUAAAUAUAUAUAUUGUACUUCGCUAGCUACAUGGAACUUCACCUAGAGUUAAUUUGUGUGUAUGAAUUUAUAAUUAAUACACAAAAUAACACAUACCGAGGUAGACAUACUGCCCUAGCAGACUCACAGCCACAUUUGGUCAUUCUAGCAUAAUUCAGUGGGGUUUAAAAAUGUAGUCUUAAUGUGAUUGAAAAUCAGCCCCAUUAAAUUAAUUUUUGAUUAGACAUUAUUUGAAUUGCCCUGUAUACAAGUUUAAUUCCGUGUUGGAUGGUGACCACUCCCCCUGCCCCCAUUUUUUUCAUUAAAAAAGGCAAGCAAAAGCUCUCUUCUCUUCCAAUAUGAGAAAACACUUUACAUUAAAAACAAAAUCCUUUUGAAAAAUGAAAUUCUCGGAAGCUGCCAAACUCAGAAGCCUUGUGGAUGUAUUGCUGAUUGGAAACACCUUUCCUAGUUUACAUUUGCAAGUGGUUCAUUUUUUUUUUAAUUUAAGCUAAAGUCUGAAUGGUCUGGGCAGUGGUGAAUGUUCAUUUGUAUCCUUUCUUAUGAUAAAACACUAAUUAAACAGGGGAGACUUUCCAAAAACUGUCAAAAUCAUGUUUUGGACAGAUUGUUAAGAAUAACUUUUGCACAAUGUUUUAUAUUUUAUCCAUCUUCUCUUUGUUCUCUUCCCUUUUCUUUCAAUCAUAACCUCUCAUUUUAUUUAAAAUCUUUUUUUAAUUGAUUAUUUGAAAGUGGGGGAGCUUGAUCUCCAAUAAUGAGUGGAUACAUACUGACAGUUCACUGCCCAUAUUAAAGUGCAUUAUUCUAACUUUUGCUCAGGGUUUUUAGAAAAUUAGCACAGAAAAGUAGCUUAUUUUUUAAAGAAAAACAAUGGAAGAGAUGUUAACACUGUAAUGGAGAAAAUGUGUCUUUGUUGUUAUAUAUUUAGCCAGUGUGGUCAUGAUCUUCUAGAAGGCUUAAGGCUGCUGACCUAAAGCACAUUUAGAAGGAAGGAAGUUCAAUUGACAUGAGUGGAAUUUACUUCCAAGUUGAUAUAGUUAGGAUUGAGGUGCCAAUCUUGGACUUUUCCUGUUAAUAUUACCUUAUGGGCAUUUACCACUAACCAGACCAAACAACCUUGGAAAGGCUGAGAUCUUUAUUAAUACACUUUUACAGGUACAAAAAUUGAUACAUAUAAAUUUUGUUCUUUGACAGAACAACUAUAUGGUACUAUAGAUCUACUUUAUUAAGUAGACUUCUUAUAACUCAGUUCUACAAUGUGCCUUAUGCUAUAACUUGGGAGUAAGCUUGUGGAAAAAAAAUCAGGAUAUAUAUGUGUUGUUUGUUAAAUUAACUGUUUUAAACCCUUUUGACACCUCACUAGUUUUGUACUGUUUUACCUCUUAUUUCUGAAACUCUUUUUAUGGUGUAACCUGGUAGAGGGGACAAACAUGUCAUAGAAAGCAGUUGUGCACUCUUUCGGAUAUAGUUGAUAAAUUCAAUAAUCUUAUAUAUUGAGCUUCGUGUUUAUAGUACAGUUAAGUGGUCUAGCAAAGUUGUCCAUGUUUUCUUUGUUUUAUUGAAAAAUGCAUUGUAUAGAAACUAUUUCCCCUAAAUAUUUAUGGACCAAACAAUUGUGAUAUAUCCUAUUAAAUUUGUGUGAAUAAACCA
Pantherophis guttatus is the source of this 6978-nucleotide messenger RNA. RefSeq names its product LIM homeobox 9 (gene LHX9). The record is from RefSeq and is a predicted model, not a curated record. Lineage: Eukaryota; Metazoa; Chordata; Lepidosauria; Squamata; Colubridae. Gene Ontology annotation, cellular component: nucleus. Gene Ontology annotation, molecular function: RNA polymerase II transcription regulatory region sequence-specific DNA binding; DNA-binding transcription factor activity, RNA polymerase II-specific. Gene Ontology annotation, biological process: regulation of transcription by RNA polymerase II; neuron differentiation.